Molecule: messenger RNA, 1413 nt
Organism: Caenorhabditis bovis
Lineage: Eukaryota; Metazoa; Nematoda; Chromadorea; Rhabditida; Rhabditidae
Source: the annotation of a GenBank genome assembly
AUGUCUCUUCGUCUGGUUAUCAAUGCCGCUGUUCGGCCAGCCAUUAACACCCAGGUGAGAAAUGCAUCGGCACUUUCUGUGAAGGAUGUUUUGGCGACAGCGCCGCACAGCGAGGUGACCACCUUGAAAAAUGGUUUCCGCGUUGUCACUGAAGAUAAUGGACGUGCUACCGCCACUGUCGGCGUCUGGAUUGAAACCGGAUCGCGAUUCGAGACUGAGGAAAAUAAUGGAGUCGCUCAUUUCCUCGAAAGACUCAUCCACAAGGGAACUGGAAAGCGUGCCGCCGCUGCUUUGGAAUCUGAAUUGAACGCCAUUGGAGCUAAAUUGAACUCGUUCACCGAGCGUGACCAAACCGCCGUUUUCGUGCAAGCUGCUUCCCAGGAUGUUGAGAAGGUCGUCGACAUUCUUGCUGACGUUCUUCGCAACAGCAAACUCGACCCUUCCGCGGUAGAAGCCGAGAGAGCCAAUAUCCUCAAGACCCUUGACGCUUCCGAUGAUUACUAUCAACUCGUGCUUUUCGACAACCUUCAUGCCGCCGCUUUCCAAGGAACACCAUUGGCAAAGAGCCCACUUGGAACAAGCUCGAGCAUUCCAAAUAUCACUGCUCAACAACUUAAGGAAUGGCAGGAGGACAACUAUCGUCCGGUUCGAAUGGUCCUUUCCGCUGUUGGAGGAGGUGUUGCCAAUGUGCCACAGCUCGCUGAGAAAUAUUUCGGAGAUUUGUCGAACGAGUACCCGAGAAAGGUGCCAGAGGUGUCCGGAAUCCGAUUCACCGGAUCGGAGUACAGAUAUCGUAAUGACAACAUCCCACACAUGUACGCCGCUUUCGCUGUCGAGGGCGUCGGAUAUGGACACAAAGACGCGUUGGCCCUCCAGGUUGCCAACCAAUUCAUCGGACAAUGGGAUGUUACCCACGCCACCACACGUACCGCCCCAUCCCGCUUGGUCCAGAAAAUCGGACAUGAUCACGGAUUGCACAACCUUCAACAUUUCAACAUCAACUACAAGGACACCGGACUUUUCGGAAUCUAUUUCGUCGCUGAUGCUCAUGAUUUGAAUGAUACCCAUGGUGUCAUGAAGUCAGUCUCGCGCGAAUGGAAACAUUUGGCGUCGGCUGCCAGCGAGGAUGAGAUCGCGUUGGCCAAGAACCAAUUGCGAACCGCAUUCUAUCAGAAUUUGGAGACGAACACGCAAAAGGCUGGAUUCAACGCCAAGGAGAUUCUUUACACCGGAAAUGUGCGACAACUCUCCGAGCUCGAAGAGCAAAUCCAGAAGAUCGACGCUACUGCUGUGAGAGAGGCGAUUUCGAGACAUGUAUACGAUCGUGACUUGGCCGCUGCCGGAGUUGGCCGCACUGAAGCAUUCCCGAACUAUGCUCAUGUCCGUGCUGGUAUGUCGUGGUGGCGUUUGUAG